Molecule: messenger RNA, 6383 nt
Organism: Paramuricea clavata
Lineage: Eukaryota; Metazoa; Cnidaria; Anthozoa; Malacalcyonacea; Plexauridae
Source: the annotation of a GenBank genome assembly
CUGGUGGUGCAGGAGGCGGAGGUGCAGCAGGAGGAGGUGCAGGAGGCGGAGGUGCAGCAGGAGGAGGUGCAGGAGGCGGAGGUGCAGCUGGUGGUGCGGGAGGCGGAGGUGCAGCAGGAGGUGCAGCUGGAGGAGGUGCAGCUGGAGGUGCAGCAGGAGGUGCAGCUGGAGGUGCAGCAGGAGGAGCAGCUGGAGGUGGUGCAGCAGGAGGAGCAGCUGGAGGUGGUGCAGCAGGAGGUGGUGCAGCUGGAGGUGCAGCUGGAGGAGGUGCAGGAGGUGGUGGUGCAGCUGGAGGUGGUGCAGCUGGAGGAGGAGGUGCAGCAGGUGGUGCAGCUGGUGGUGCAGGAGGCGGAGGUGCAGCAGGAGGAGGUGCAGCAGGAGGAGGUGCAGCUGGUGGAGGUGGUGCAGCUGGAGGUGGUGCAGCUGGUGGAGGUGGUGCAGCUGGUGGUGCAGGAGGCGGAGGUGCAGCAGGAGGAGGUGCAGCUGGAGGUGGUGCUGCUGGAGGAGGUGCUGGAGGUGGUGGCGGGGGAGGUGGUGGUGGGGCAGGGGGUGGAGGGGCAGCUGGAGCAAGAAGAGGUUCUGUGAAUGCUGUUUCAGGUGUGUGUUAGAUAUAUAGAAAUGCUUUCAGGUAGGAUUAAAUUAGUCAAUAGAUCUUGAUCAUCAUAAUAGGAUAAUAGAUAUAAUAAACACAGCUCAGGAAUUCUGGCUGCCAAAGACUAACAAAAUAUUUCAAUAUUUAGCAAUGUUGGACAUUAUAUUCCUGAUUGAUGCAUCAACAAGUGUCCAAAUGAUCAACUUUGGUAAAAUACUGUUAUUUGUGAAAUCUGUAAGUCAUGGUUUUACAUAUGGCUUCCAUGAAACUAGAAUUGGAGUUAUAAAAUUUGGUGAAGAUGCAAGAAUAUUAUUUGGAUUUUACUGCUGCAGUGAUUUGAAGGCAUUUGACAAAACUGUUGAGCUACAAAUCUUGAGUUAUAAACCACCAGCUAAGCCCAAAAAUACACCUGCUGGUACCAUAGGAAAAGGACUACAGCUGGCAUGGUAUAUGUUUAAUGGUCCUACUGGACGACGACAUGUAGCACAAGUAUUGGUAAUUGUUACAUCAGUGACAUCAGCAGACGACAUUAUGACACCAAGUCAACAUCUUCGUAAUGCAGGAGUUGAAAUAUUUACUAUUGGUGUUGGAAAAGAUUUCAGCCAAAGUGAAGUACUGGAGAUGAGCAGUCUACCAACGUUUUUACACGUCUUUCAUGUAAAGGACUUUGGUGAUUUAGGCAAGAGAGCACAGCUGAUUAUUGAUAGAAUUGUACGAAGUAAGUAUCAACAAUUGAUCAUAUUUGAUACAUUGAUUGUGCAAGUUGUGCAGAAUGUUCCACACAGAGCAUAAACCCUGAAGUAUUGCUAGUCUGAUGUUCUGACAAUUGAGCUAAUUAUGGAACUCAAUCAGACAAAGUUAGGUACAGUGUACGGUAUGUUCAGCUAUUUAGUUUGAGUCCUCAAGAAGAAAUUAUGCUUAUUCCUUGGCAGAUGGAAUCUUAUCCUGUGCUCAAAUAUCUUGUUUUAUUUCUUAGCCAUUCAGAUACAAACAUGUGGUCUGUGCAUAAGCGGUAAGACUGGAUUUAGCAGUUUUUUAUUUCAUUCUUGCAUACCCAGAGUAGCAGAAAUUAAUUAUUUUCUAAAAUUAUAUUAGACCCACAGCGUAUGAAAAGUGACCCUUACUGUGUUCAGUUCUGUCAAGCAACGUCGCCACUUGGUGCUGGAAUAAUGGCAUUAAUGAAGUUUGCAUCAGACAAACCAAGCGAGUUUAAGACAUCUGGUGAAGCAGUUCACCUAAUUGCACACUUUUACCCAAAGAGAUUGAAGGCAAUGGACACAUUUUAUAAUGUUUUAAGUCAAGGUAAUGUACUAUAGUAAUUUAAGUAUAAAGUAUAAUAUACAGUAUGUAUUCACAUCUGGCUGUAUUUGAAUUACAACUGCAAUCCCUUGGCUUGUCUUUGUAAAUCAGAAGCAUAUUGGCAGCUCAAAAGAACAGUAACUCCAAAUAAUUAUUGGCUGCAUGCUCAUGCUUUACAUAUUAAACCAUUGAGUGGCAGCUGCCCUCUCCCCUUGAAAAGUACAAACAUAUAUAGUUACCUUCACUAGCUGAGUUGCUUGCCUUGACUCAAUUGUAUUACAUUGAUAUUAAUUUGUUCCAACAGGCAAAGGUGAUUUGAAUGUCCCAUUACUGAAUGGUUUUGAGAAUGGUGUGAACUCUGGCCCAGCAUCUGACAAAGACAAGGAAUAUAGCAAAAAAAAUCAAAAGGAUGCCACUUCUGGUAAGUUUGCAUGACAUAAUAAAAUUAGUUUUAAUGUUUUGCAGUACUUCCACCAAGGAUUAACCUGUUAGGCUACAUUGUACUCUAAUGCUCCCUACUUUGUUAUUUAAUAAUGCAACACUAUUUUACUUGAGUGCCAGAACUUUCCCCUAAAAUCAUAUGGUGUUAUAGUGUUAUACAGAGUAAAAUAAUAAAGUAGGGUGCAUCAGCCUGUGAGAGCACAUUGGUGGGAUUGAUGCAGCUACCUGAAAAAUAUAAGGAGAGUCUCGAGCGAAGGCCUUUUGUCUGGAGUUGGCUAAUAACUCCAGACAAAGGCAUUCUCUCAAAAUGUUGAAAUUCUCCUUCCCUAUGAGCAAAAGCUUGUUAUUAAUAUUGGCACUACCUACACUGGCAGACAGUUAUGUAUAGCUUGCAACUUGAUUCCUAUAAGUAUGUGAUUACUCAAUAUCUAUUCUCAUUCAUGCAGUUGUUAUGGAUGUUAUCUAUGUGCUUGAUGCAUCACGUAAUGUUGGCAAGACAAACUUUAAGAAAAUGAUUGACUUUAUCAAAGACUCAUCAAAGAAAUAUCGAGUUUCAUUUGAAGAAGCACACGUUGGAGUGAUCACAUUCAAUGAUGAUGCACGUAUUCAGUUUGGCUUGUUUUGCUGUCACUCCAAGAAAGAACUUGACCAGUCAUUGGACGAUUUGUUUAAACAGCUCAAAGUCGGCUCUCCUGGAAAAGAUGCACCUGCAUCCAUGAUGGGCAGAGGUUUAUCCCUUGCCUUGACUCUAUUUCAAGGUCCUUCUGCUCGAGCAACAGUCGAACAUGUGCUUGUGGUUGUCACAGCAACAACCGCUGCUGAUGAUGUGUACACGCCAAGUAAGCGUUUGAAAACUGCUGGUGUUAAUGUGUUUGGAAUAGGGAUUGGAAAAGAUUUUGGUAAAUUAGAUCUGAUACAUGUGGCAAGUGAGCCAAUGUUUCGACAUCUUUUUAAACUUGAAGAUUAUUCGCAGUUAAAACAACGUUAUGAACUCUUUGUUGACCGUAUCAUCCGAGGUGAGUGUGUAUAGUGAGUGGAUAUAUACCAAGAAAUUCAAACACAAACAACUACAACUCACAAUCAACAGACACACAACUGCAAAUAUCCAAAAACCAAAAAUAACUACAAGCAACUGUAAACAAAUUAUCUCAUUUGUUAUGUAUAGAUAUCCAAAUUAGGACAUGUGGAUUCUGUAUCGACAGUAAGUAGCUUUCUCUGAGAAUUAAAAAUAUUUGUCCAUUCAAUAAAGCAACGUUUACACACAAUGAUUAAUCGGGCUAAUGACAGGUUUUGUGACAAUUGUUGUCAGUUGGUAAUAUCACCAGAUAUGACCCAGUAUACAUAUUUUUUUCAAAUAUAAUUUAAUUAAAGCAGAAUUGGCCUCGAUUAAUCGUCGUGUGUAAACAUACCUUAAGAUAAAUCUACCUAUACAUAUACAUCGGGUGGUGCCAAAAUACUGGAAGCUCUCAGGAUUAUGUCUGACAAUCUUAUAUAUAAUCCUUAACACAUUUGUGAAUCAACUUGUAUACCAGCUAAUAUUGCCUGUAUAUUAAUGCAGGUCCUUCUGUAAUGCAGACAAAUGACUACUGCAUCAAGCACUGUCAAGAUGGAAUGCCGAUAGGGGGCGGAAACUUUGAAAUGGCCACUGCAAAAUUUAGCUCACCAAGAAAUGAAGAACUCAUGGAAUUUGCUAAUGUUUUAUCACAUCGUUAUCCCAAACGAAUGAAGGCUUUUGAUGGAUUUUUGGCUAACGAAGCUCAAAGUAAAUAUUAAGAACAAAUAGCUAUAUAGAAAAGUGCACUUUAUUGCACUUAGGCCUGUUUUAUACGUCGAAUUUUGGUUGUGUCGAAUGCAAUUCAAACAAUAGAUAAUAAACCUCAUUAGACAUUAAUUUAAGUUUCAUUAUCUAUUGUUUAAAAUUACAUUUGACACGACCGAAAUUUGACAUAUAAAACAGCUAGCCUUAAUUGCCCAUUGCAUGGUUAGGUUUGGGAAAAGGGCAUAAAUUAAAGGCCCCUAUUCUCCCCGACUACCCGAGUCCCCCCCCCCCCCACUUCUUUUACAACCAAAAUGGUUUAUAAAUACCUAUUGAGGCUACUCCCUGCCACAAAAUGAAAACACUAACAUUUUUAUGUUUGCAAACUACAAUAUAUCACAUAUAAAGAUACGACACGCUCUUAUGAUUUUUCUUUGUUUUUUCCUCAUGAAUUAUUAAUGAGUUUUUGAAGCACAAAUAACGACAAGUUUAAUAUAUGCACUGUCAAACUAUCGACAAAUAUACUCACCAAAAACAUGCCACGGUCCACUCCGGAGCGACUUCAAUUUACUGCUAAUUGUUGCUAGAGUGUCGACCUUUGCACUGUUCAUAAAUUUCAACCACUUGCUGUAUUUUAAACGGUUUAUUUAUAUGUUUUAACUUCCCACAUGGUGAAAUAAAUGGAAUUUGUCAAUUUAAUGACAGGGGUUGACAGGCUGACAGCGCGAGAGCUCGCCAGGAAGCAACCUGAUUGGUUGGCUCUUCAUUUCUAGCAUUUUGAUUGGCCAAGACGUUUCACGUGGGCAUUUGUCUGAUUCUCUCCCAAAGCACAUGUCCAAAAAGCUGGAAAUAGUAUUGUCACCACGAAACUCAGUAUACUAUCGUCUUGACAAAAAAAACAGCGGUGAAAUUCCCUAUUUUAUAGCUUCAGCCGUUUUCUUAUGGUAAACGCCGAGGUAAACGCUUUUCGUUUUCCCAUAUUUACUUAUUCUUUUGGCAGACAUUUUUCCCGCCAUUUCUGUGCAAGGGGGACCCCAUGGAUACAGGGGGACCCCAUGGAUACAGGAGGUUCGCGCACCAAAUAUAGGUUAGUACCUUUUUGAGGGUUAAUUUUGUGAUCAAUCGAUUGAACCUUUGCAGAUAUCUGUGAUGAUAUGUACUUUGAAGAAUGUCAGUCUAUGGCUAAACAAGGAAUGUGCAACUCAGUGGAAGGGAAAAUAAAUCCUGUCAUUCGAAAUUAUUGUCAGAAAUCGUGUGGUGCUUGUAAUGCGUGAGUUUCUACGAGAAAAUAAAUUUAUUUACGGAGAGUCUGAGUUGCAGGUUCACAAGAUCAUCAAAAUUUUUGGCUCCGUUUUGGUCAUUUUUAUGUUGUUUUACAGUUUUAGACGACUAUCUCGUUUUAGACAAAAAAAAUCAUAAACCUGACCCCAACCUCAUUCCCAGAGCUUUCGUACGAGGAGGACUGGAGGGAAGAGACGUCUCUCCGCUCGUCCUCAUACGAAAGCCCGGGGAACGAGGCAACAACCCGCAAUUUAGACAAUCCUCUUUAUUUAUCCUAGAUAGGUCUAUUACUUUUAAAGUUUCUGUAAAGGUCCAGUUAAGUACGUAUUGGUCCAGUGUUACGACAUGAUGAAACUAUAAGAACGCUUGAAGAAAGCUUGCGGUCUGUUUUUGGGUUCUCGCGUGUGAAAUUGUGAUCAGACAAGUGCAUUAACCAUUAAAGACAUCAGACAAGUGCAUAACAGAUGUGCAAACAAGUUGUUGUGAGCCUCAUCAACCUUGUUAAAAGGUGAUAACAACUUGUUCCAGACUUGUCAACUGUUGUGUUGACAACUGGCUGUGAGAUUUUGAGGUGUGUACAGGAAUAAGAGCACAACCACUGUAACACAAUCCAUACGCUUGAUUUUCAAUACAAACACUUGUGUUUCCAGAGGAGACGAGAUGAACCAUGAUAUGCACGUGGCAACAGGAAUGAAGCAAGGUGGCGUGGAUACGAAUGCUGGCAUGAGCGGAGAGAAGGCGAUGCCAGGCUCAGAAUUUGGUGGAAUGAACGAAGACAAAAGCAUGCGUAUCCACAAUGGUCAAAAUUUUGCGACAGGUGCUGACUCCGGAAUGGAAAGUGGCAUGGGUUACGGUACAAUGAAGGGUGGUAUGGGUUACGGGAAAAUGAAGGGUGGUAUGGGUGAUACAGCAGGGAUAGAUAUGAGAAUGUAUAUGGGCACGAUAAAAAGAAGCAAAGAGAGUAAGAUCAAAGAUAAUGAGAGUAAGACUAAGAGUAAUGUCAAGACUUCAUAA